Messenger RNA from Closterium sp. NIES-65, 13329 nucleotides. NCBI's taxonomy places the organism in Eukaryota, Viridiplantae, Streptophyta, Zygnematophyceae, Desmidiales, Closteriaceae. The record is from the annotation of a GenBank genome assembly.
AUGGAUGGGCCGUUUUUAGCAUCGGACGAGUCUCAGGGCGCAUUCCUAGCUUCGGUCGACCCCCAGCAGUCCGAGGCUACCCAAGCAUCUGCUCCUGUGUUGGCCGCCUUCUCAGCAACAACCCGUUCUCUGCCACUAACCUGCCAUCGGCCAAUCCGCCUCAGAAUGUGUUCCCUCCCUAGCCUGUCGCCCCCUCACUUUCCUGUGCUCCCCCACCUCCUGUGUUUCCCCCUCGCCUUGCUGUGUGCGCCUCCUCGCCUUGCUCCGUGCGCCUCCUCGCCUUGCUCCGUGCGCCUCCUCGCCUUGCGCCGUGCGCCUUCUUGCCUUGCGCCGUGCGCCCCUCGGGCAGGUCACUGUCGACGCAGCUCUUCCAGGCGCCCCUGGCUGCCUUCUCCUCCAACCUCCUUGCGCUCACCUUUCUCAAUGAGCUGGCCCAUUAUGCCUUUCUCUUCCACCGCCCCUCACACGUCUCCUUAUCGUCCCGUGCUGCCUCGUGCCCACCCUUCACUGCCCUGCCGCUUCCCUCCCCACAGCUACCUGCCGUACAACUGGCUGUAUGGCUCUGUGCCAACUGCGCUCUUCAACCUGCAAUUGCUUUCUGUGAUUGACCUGAGCUACAACUACCUCACGGGCAGCUUCCCAGCGUCCACCACUCUGUCCAGUCUGGACAUCCGCAGCAACUUCUUCUACGCCGUCGGCACCAUGACCCUGCAGUCCUGCGCCGCCAUCUCCAACUGCCUCGCCUCUCCCGCCGCCUGCAGCUCCGCCGGCACCACGCAGCGCCCCACAGCCGACUGCGCCAUCUGCGGCUCCACCAACGGCCAGCCGCCCUUCUGUGGCGGCACCGGCACCUGCGCGCCUGACUCUGGCCCCGCAGCCGCACAGGGCACGCCCAAUGUGGCGGGCUCGGCCCUGCUGCCCAUGGUGUGCAGUGGCGUCGCCAUCGACGCUGCUGAUGCUGCGGUGCUGCUGGCGCUCAAGUCGUCGCUUGGCGUGACGCUGAACAACUGGAACACGGCAGCGCCGUGCACACUGGAGGGGCAGGCGCUGCUGCCCGCACAGUGGGGUGGUGUGCGCUGCACUGCUGCAGGCAAAGUCACGAGCAUUGCGCUCAAACGGCAGCAACUGAAGGGCUCCAUUCAUCCCGACAUCUCCAAGCUCACCACGCUCACUUACCUAGACUUCGGAUACAACCUCUUCCAGGGUCGUCUCGACUUCUUUGCCGUCCCACUCAAGCCCCUCACCUCCCUCAAGGCGCUCUUCUUCCAUUACAACUAUUUCGCCGGCUCCAUUCCUUCUGCCAUCGCCACGCUGCCUCAACUCACCUCACUCGGCCUCUACUCCAACUACCUCACGGGCACCGUGCCCAUCCCCUCCAAGGCCCUGCUCGCUCUGGACGUGGGCUUUAACUUCCUCUCGGGGGUCUUCCCAAAUGUGGCGUUCAUGUUCUGUGCGGGCGAGAACAACUGCUUUGUCAACUCCACCAACUGCCGCACCUACGGCAGCGUGCAGCGCCCUGCCGGUGCCUGCGCCAUCUGCGGCACGGCGGGUGGGCAGGGCGACCUCUGCUUCGGCGGCACCUGCGCUCCCGUCGCCUCUGCUGCCAUCGCCGCUGGCACUAUCAACUCGCCCAGUCAGCCCAUCCUGCCCAUGUCAUGUGCAGGUCAGUGUGUGUGUGGCGCACAUGGCUGGGCGUGUGCUCUGCUGCAAUACAUGGCAGUCUGUUCGCUCUCCUUCGACAUUCUUCCUUUUCGCAUCGCUCCUCCGCCUGCUCCCACCACUUUGACCCUCCUCAUGCCUCCUGCCAUGCUCACCCUCUCCCACUCUCUCCUACUUCCUAACUCUCCCCUUGCAGACAAUCCGGCUGCACCAAUGGAUACGGGCUCAGGUGCGCUCACAAGCCUUGCCGCCAUGCACGCAUGCACAUAUGAACCUCCAUGCUCUGCAACUCUCCAUCCUUCACUCCUGUGCACGUAUACCCUCUUUCCACUUUCCAUCGCCCUCACUCCCACUGCCAUGCCUCUAACAUCCCGUCCUCCCCUCCCUCUAAACCCAUCGCUCACAGCGGUGGCGCUGCUGAACGUGAAGUCAGCGUUGGGAGUGACGUUCUCGACCUGGGCGGCUGCUUCCCCCUGCACCAUCGCCAACUCUACUGUAACCGUUGCUGGCACCUGGACCGGCGUGCUCUGCUCCGCUUCUGGCGACGUCCUCAGCGUCGACCUGUCCAAGAACGUGCUGCGCGCCAACCUGGCCAGCUUCGUCUCUUCCUUCUCCGGCCUCCAGGCGCUCCAGCAGCUGUCAGUGCCGCCGCCCUCACCCACUCCGCCCCACACCUCCGCCGGAUUCGUCAUGUGCCCCCACUCGUGUUGUUCUCACUCAUGCUCUGCCCUUACUCGGGCUGAUCCAGCAUGUGUGAGCCUGUCUGCACACAGCCUCGCACUGCAUGCCACUUUGCUCCUUCAGUACGUGCAGUACAGCACAUCUUCACUUGCACCUGCUUCCCCUUCCUCCUCUCCCCACAGGCGCCUCAACAACAACUGGUUUUCGGGCUCCCUGCCUCAGGCCCUCAUGUCUCUUCCCGCCCUCACUCUGCUGGACGUGCAUGCAAACGCGCUGACAGGGUCGCUGCCCGCCGUGUCAUCCACGCUGGCAGCGCUCUUCCUGCACGACAACUUCCUCGCGGGCAGCUUCGCAGCGGGCGCCCUCACCGCGUGCGACGCCAGCCUCAACUGCCUGACCAGCGCCGCUGCGUGUGGCGCCAGCAGCACCACGCAGAGGGCUGCUGCUGCGUGUGCCAUCUGCAACAGCGCAGAUGCUCAAGGGCUGCUGUGCUGGGGUGGCAUGUGCCUGCCCAACGUCACUGCCACCACCGCCCACCCUGACGGACUCGCCCCGCCGCCCAUGUACUGCGCUGGUUCUCCUGUGGUCAACAUCAGCAGCGUUGACGCUGUUGCGCUGGCGGCGCUGAAGAGUGCGAUGGGGGUGACCUUCACCACGUGGGCGCCCGCCACCUACUGCACCGUGGAGCCCACACCGCAGAUCGUCGGCACGUGGGAUGGCGUGCUCUGCAACUCCCUCGGCAAAGUCGUCUCCCUUGCCAUUGCCCUCUGCUCACUCUUUUUGUUUUCUGCAUGCUGCAUGUCCAUGGUGUGUCUUCUUCCUUGCCUUGGACUCAUCGCUCCCAUGCGCCCCCUCUCUUACCUCUCCAACCCCUUGUGUGCGGCGCACCUUCCAUCCGCGUCCACCAGGCUACUCCCCAACAAGAAGCUCACGGGCACUGUGCCGCUCGCCGUCUCCACCCUCACUGCGCUCACUGCCAUCGACCUCACCUCCAACCUCUUGCAGGGCCGCCUGGACGAAGUUGCCACGCAGCUGCGCCUGCUCACCAACCUCAAGUCCAUCGAUCUCGCCUACAACUGGCUCUCCGGCUCAGUGCCUGCGUUCAUGCUCACCCUCCCCAGCCUCACGAAGAUCACCCUAGGCUACAACUAUCUGACGGGUGCGCUGCCGAACGUGACAUCCCCGCUCUCAGUGGUGGACGUGCAGUUCAACUUCCUCGCCGGCUCCUUCCCCACGCUCACCCUCACCCUCUGCGCCGCGCGCAUGAACUGCUUCCUCGACGCCACCAAGUGCAAAAACCCCAACCGCGCCGCCGAGCUCCCGCGGGCCACCACAGCGUGUGCCAUCUGCAACACCACCAACGCGCAGGGCCGGCUGUGCAGCGGCGGGCUGUGCACCGUCAACGCCACGGACCUCGUGGCACUCGGUGCGCCCAACAGUGCUGCAUCGCCCACACUGCCGCUCAUCUGCGUGGGAGCGGCGUUUGUGGCGAUGGACUCGGUGCAUGCAGCAGCCAUGCUGAACCUCAAGGCGUCGCUGGGAGUGACCUUCACUGAAUGGAAGGCCGACUCGCCCUGCUCCCUGCGCGAUGCCGUCGCCCCGGGGUCAUGGAGUGGGGUAGCCUGCGACGCCACUGGCAAAGUGCUCAGCAUUGACCUGCAGUCCAACCUGCUGCAGGGGCGGCUGGACUCCUUCACUGCCAGCAUCAAGACGCCCCUCGUGCUCAAGGAGCUCGCUCUGCAGUUCAACUACCUUGUUGGUCCGUUCCCCUCCACGCUGCUCGCCCUCUCCACUCUCUCCAAGCUCUCCGUGGGCUACAACUACCUCACGGGCCCCUUUCCCACCGUGCCAGCAUCCGCCAAGUCGCUGGACGUGCAGGGCAACUUCCUGUCGGGUUCCUUCCCCACCAACGCGCUCACCUACUGCGCCGCCACCACCAACUGCCUCACCGACGCCAACAACUGCGCGUCUAUUGGCAUCACACAGCGCAACCCCUCGGAAUGUGCCAUCUGUGGCACCAGCUUUGGCCAGGGCACGCUGUGCGGGGGUGUCACCUGCCUUGUCAACACCACCGGCGUCACGGCGCCUCCCACCGCCACAUCUCUCCCUCGCAACCUCUACUGCACGCCGGUUGCACUGGACACCAACACCAGUGAGUGCUGCUUGCUCCUUCUCGCAUGCCCCUCUCCUGCUCCCUUUCCCAAUCUUAUCUUCGCCCUGCACCCCUCCUCUCGCCCUGAACCCACCACCACCCCAUUCCCUCUCCUCCCACGUGCAGCCACGACGCUGCUGGCGCUGAAGACGGUGCUGGGAGUGACGGCCACGGACUGGAGUGCAACGACGGUGGCACUGAAGCCCAAGGCGCUGAAGAGCAGCAGCGUGCCCCUCGCCACCAUGGUGGGCGCCUGCACCAUCGAGGGGCAGACCCCUGCUCCCGGCUCGUGGACCGGCGUCUUCUGCAACUCCGCUGGCGCCAUCGUCGCCCUGGUGAUGCCCAACCAGAAGCUCACUGGAAGCCUGUCGGCGGACAUCAGCAAGCUCACAGCUCUCACCGCGCUGGAUCUGAGCGCCAAUCUCUUCCAGCGGGGCCUUGAUGCGUUCGUGGCGCCUCUCACCGCUGUCAAGACACUCAAGUCGCUCCCUCUCCAGCAUGUGAGUGCCUCUCGCCACCUGCUCUCUGCGUGCCCCCUCCUGGUGGACCCCUUCUUCGCCCACAUAUUUUCUUCUCCCACCUUUCCUCUCCCAGCACCCAUCACCCACCAGUCAUCAUUGCUUAAAUAUUGCCAUUUCUCGUCCCCCCAUCCUCCCUGCACCCCCUCUCCCCUCCCCAUGGCUGCGCGCAGCAAGCUGAACCGCAACUACCUGACGGGGGUGGUGCCAGCCGUGGGGGCAGCGGUGAAGGCGCUCAACGUGGCGGGCAACUUCCUCUCGGGCUCCUUCCCCACCACCGGCCUCACGGCGUGCGAUGCGCGCUCCAACUGCUUCGCAGACGCCUCCAAGUGCACCAACACGCUCGGCACCGCACAGAGGGCCGCUACAGAAUGCAACAUCUGUGGCACCACGGGGGCUGUCGGCCCGUUCUGCGGCGGCGGCUUCUGCAUCCCCAACGCCGCCGCGCCCGCCGCUGCCGCCACGCCCAACAUGGAGGGGCAAGCGGUGCUGGCGAUGUCGUGCAUGGGUGGCCCCAUCGAGGUCACCAUGCGCGGCGCCAUGCUCAACCUCAAGGCGUCGCUGGGGGUGACUCUGACGGACUGGGUGGGCACGGCUCCGUGCAACAUCGCGGGGCAGGCCCCCGUGGCGGGGUCGUGGUCCGGCGUGGAGUGUGACUCGGCUGCCAAGGUCACCAGCAUUCUUGUUGCCACUCACACGCUCUUCUUCACCACCGCCCCUUUCUUCCUCUCCUCUCCUCCGCGCCCCCCUGCGUGCGUGCAGCGUGCUGGACAGCAACCUGCUGCAGGGCCGCCUGCCCUACUUCACCACCAACUUCAGAAACCUCGUGGCACUCAAGCGCUUGUCAGUCGCUUCUGCUCCCUGCCUGCCCGCUGUCCAUGCCAUGACCCCUGUCGCAUGCUCGCAUGUGACGGUGGUGCGUUUUAUCCCUGCGCUCUCUGCUGUUCUAGAUUUGACAUGAGCUACAACUACCUCACAGGUCCCCUGCCCAGCGCCAUAGGCACGGCGCUCAAGACGCUGGAAAUUGGAGGCAACUUCCUGUCGGGCGCCAUCGGCAACUUCCCCGGCGUGGCGUGCUCGGCUGCGCUCAACUGCCUGACCUCCCAGGGCAGCUGCACCACCGGCGGCGUUCAAAACCGUGCCGGCUGUAACAUCUGCGGCAGCGCUGACGCCCAGGGCACUCUGUGCGGUGGCGGGCUGUGCGUGCCCAACGCCACAGCGGCUGUGGUGGCGGGACAGACCCCCACGCUGUCCACGCCCGUCAUGCCCAUGUACUGCACGGGGGUCAUCAUGAACACCGUCGCAGUCGCGGCGCUGCUCAACAUAAAGACGGCGUUGGGAGUGACCUUAUCGGACUGGACGGCCCCCACGACGCUGCUCAAGCCCAAGGCGGCGGCGGGCAGUGGCAGUGUGGCACUGACGGACUGGCUGACCACGGGUGGCUACUGCACAGUGGAGGGGCAGACGGCCGCUCCUGGUGCCUUUUCCGGCGUGCGCUGCAAUGCCCUCGGCCAGCCUGUCAGCCUGAAUCUGCCGUUCCAGAAGCUGACUGGCUCUCUCCACGCUGACCUCAGCAAGCUCUCUGCACUGACCGUGCUGGAGCUGAGUUACAACUUUCUCAGAGCACCCGUCGAGCCUUGGGCCUCGGCCAUCAAGCUGCUCACCAACCUGCUAUCGCUCAAGCUCAGCAACAACUAUCUCUACGGCUCGGUGCCCCUCUGGCUCGUCUCGUUCGCCAAGCUCACCAACCUCGAGCUGAGCAUGAACGCUCUCACAGGCACGUUCCCGGCACCCAUCUCCACCGCACUCAAACGUCUCAUGGUGGACCAGAACUUCCUGGGAGGCACCUUCCCGGCCAACAGCGCCACCUACUGCACGGCCUACUACAACUGCAUCCCCACCUACACCACCUGCAACUCGCUCAACCCCAACGCGCCCAACCCCAGCGCCAGCUGCCAGAUCUGCGGCAUGACAGACGGCCUGGGCACGGCGUGCAUGGGCAACCCGUGUGUGCCUGCGACGCCAUCGCCCAUCACAGCCAUCAACAAGUGGAGCCCCGCCCCCGCCAUGCGCUGCGACCCUGUACCCAUCCAGGCCACCCAAGCAUCUGCGCUGGUGGCCAUGACGCCGGGGCAGUGGGGGGCGCAGACCACGUGCACGUUGGCAGGGCAGCCCACCGCCGCCGGCACCUCCCCCUCCGUCUACUGCAACCCUGCCGGGCUCGUCCUCGAAAUGUACACCCGCCUGCUCGCCCCGCCACUCUCUGCGGCCCAACCCGCCCCCUUUCGCACCUCCAUUUCAUGCCUUGUUCUCACGGGCGGCAAGGCCUCGGGCUCCUUCCCCAGCCACGUGUCAAAGCUCUCCGCGCUUACCAAGCUGGACCUGUCGGCCAACCUCUUCUCUGGCCGCCUUGACUCCUUCCUCGCGCCCUUCCUCGCCCUCAAGACUCUCAACUCCCUCCGCCUCCACCAGAACUACUUCUCGGGCUCCUUCCCGACCGGCAUCUCCGCCCUCACUGCGCUCACGGAGCUGCGGCUGAACCUGAACUACCUGACAGGCAGCAUGCCGGCAGCGCUGCCAGGGACCCUCAAGGUGAUCGACCUGUCGAGCAACUACCUGGUGGGCACCUUCCCCACCACCACCGCCACCUCCGUCUCCUGCGCCAGCAACUGCCUGCAGGACGCCUCCAAGUGCCCCGCCGGCUCUGCUCAGCGCGCUGCAGGCGCCUGUGCCAUCUGUGAGACGCCCGACGCCACGGGCAGCAUGUGCAACGGCGGCAUCUGCACGCCCACCGCCGCCACCACUGUCAACAAUGGCACCGCCGCGCUCUUCUGCGUUGGCUCCUCCAUGGAUCCUGCCAUGGGUCAGUGUGCUGGGGGGGAGGAUUGUGCAGUGCGGGGAGCAGGCAGUGCGUCAGCGGCGCUGCCGAACGUGAGGGCAUCGCUGGGGGUGACGUUCACAGACUGCUGCCUCUCUGUCCCUCCCCUACCUUUCCUCCCCUCACCCCCUCCCCUUGCUCCCCUCCUUGCUACUCGCAGCGGCGGCGCUGCUGAACGUGAAGGCGUCGAUGGGGCUGGCGUUCACCAACUGGGCGCUGGGCGCGCCCUGCACCAUGCAGGGGGUGCCGCCGCUGCCAGGCGCCUGGCUAUGCAGCAGGCCCCCAAGCUGCAGCAGCCAUGGCUCUUCCCACUACCCCACCUCCUCUUGCUCUCACCCCUCUCCUCGCUCUCCCCGUCGCAUGCCUACUUGCUCUGCCUGCUCCGAUCGACAUGCUGCCCCCCCACCCCACCUGCUGUCCUCCCCACUAGUCACUUUUCCAUCAAUGUGCGCACCAACUACCUGGAGGGUCGUCUGGACGUCUUCACCACCAACUUCAAGGCGCUCACGGCGCUCAAGGAAGUCUACUUUGACUACAACUACUUCUCGGGGCCCAUCCCCUCCGCCCUCGUGGCCAUGGCCUCCCUCUCCACCUUUGGGGCGAGGUGGAACUACCUGUACGGUGCCGUGCCCCCUCUGGCCCCCGCACUCAAGACGCUCGCUGUGGACGGCAACUGGCUGUCGGGCACCUUCCCCGGCGCCGGCUUCUCCUCCUGCUCCGCCACCAAGAACUGCUUCGCCAGCAUUGGCGCCUGCACCACGGGAGGCACGGUGCAGCGCAACGCCACUACUGAGUGCGCCGUGUGCGACUCGCCGGACGGCACGGGCACCAUCUGCGGCGGCGGCACGUGUGUGCCCAACACAAUCAACAUAUACCCAAACGGCCCUAACUACGCUCCGCGACCGCGCUUCUGCGUGGGCGUGGCGCUGGACGCCACGCAGGGCAACAUCCUGCUGGCACUCAAGACCACGCUGGGCGCCACCUUCUCUGAUUGGACCGCCGCCACGCUCGCCGCCCCCAAGGCCACCUCCCCUAAGACCAAGACCGGCAAGAAGCCCAAGUCGGGGGGGAAGCGGCGCGUGCUGCAAGGGAGGGGGUCGAUGAUGCAGUAUGACUGGAAGCUGGUGGGGUCGUGCACCAUCCAGGGCCAGACACCCAUUGCUGGGGCGUGGACUGGCGUGCGCUGCUCUCCGCUCGGCCAAGUCGUCGCCCUUGAGCUGCAGGGCCAGCAACUGGGUGGCACAGUGCACUCGGACAUCAGCAAGCUCACCACCCUCACCUCGCUGCGGCUGUCGUCCAACCUCUUCUUCAACCGCCUCGACUCCUACAUCGUGCCCAUCACGGCCGCAGCCAGCCUCAAGGAGCUCCCUCGCCGCACACCCUCCUUCACUCAACUCCUCUUCUCCAACUACUUCACUGCCCCACCUCUCACAUUCCCCCCCCGUCCAUCAUACCGCUUCGAGCUGCACCCAUUCGUUCCUAACGCGCAGCCCUUGUUUCCUGUGCUGUGCGUGCAACUCGCCAGCGCGCUGAGCAGAAACUACCUCACGGGCACGCUGCCCAAGCCUGCGGCCACACUCAAGGCGCUCGACACGGAGUUCAACUUCCUCUCGGGCACCUUCCCCGCCGCCUCUCUGGGCUACUGCACCGUGCGCGGCAACUGCUUCCUCAAUGCAUCUGCCUGCGUCAACUUCGACGGCACCUUGCAGAGAGGCGCCGGGUGCAACGUGUGUGGGUCGUCCAACGGGCAGCUGCCGAUGUGUGGCGGGGCCGUGUGCACGCCCGACCCCUCCGCGUAUGUGGCGGGCAAAGUGGCCAACAGUGCCAGCGCGCCCACCCUCGCCCUCAAGUGCCCCCCCUUGGCCCUUGAUGCCACGUCCUCGGCCGUGCUGCUCAACAUCGGGGCGGCGCUGGGAGUGACGCACACGGACUGGACUGCCAGCAGCACCUGCAACAUCAUUGGGCAGACCAUCGCCCCCAAGUCCUUCCCGGGUGUCUGGUGCAGCGGCAGCGGCGCCGUCGUCUCCCUUUGGCCGCACUGUCCCAAAGCAUCGUCUCUCCUCUCAUGCCUCUCUUCUGCCGUCCCUCUCACCCCUCCGCUGCACCUGGGUUAUAAUCUGCUGUAUGGCCGCCUCGCCACCUUUGUCUCCAGCAUCACCCUGCUCACCACUAUUGUCGUCCUGAACCUGAGCUUCAACUACCUCUACGACAGCAUACCCUUCGCUCUUCUCAACAUGCCAUCCCUCACCGAAAUGGCCGUAACGGCCAUUGGCUCCGCUGCUGGUGAGGCGUGGGGGAGUGCAGUCAGUGAGGUGUGGGGGAGUGCUGUCAGUGAGGCGUGGGGGAGUGCUGUCAGUGAGGUGUGGGACUCCUCUCUUUCUAGCGCCCUUGUGGUUGUUCCAUCCAUCAGAAUAUCCAUCCAGGAUCUCUAUUCACAUACCAUGCAUCGCCCGUGCUGCCCGUGCAGAGGGCUGAGUGGCAACUACUUUACGGGUGUGCUGCCGAGCGUGUCAACCAAGGUGCAGGCCAUUACCGUGGCCAACAACUUUCUUGCGGGCCCCAUCACGCCACAGGCCUACAAGUACUCCGACUUCCGCAACAACUGCUUGAGCCUCUUUGGCAUCCCCCAGCGCACCACCGGCUGUGCCAUCUGUGGCACCACCAAUGCCGUGCCGCCGCUGUGUAACGGCGCCCCCUGCGUUCUCAACGCCACAGACGCCCUGGCAGCCGGCACGGUGAACAACCUCACGGCGCCCCUGCUGCCCUUCUACUGCGGCCGCCCCGCUAUAGACGCCACUGCUGGUGCGCCCAUGCCCGCUGCCUGCAUGCUUCACAUCGCAAACACUGCUGGUGCUGAGGGCGGCGCUGGGAGUGUCGCAGAGCACGUGGCUGCUGGACUCGCCGUGCGACGUGGUGGGCAACACCCCCAUGCUGGGCAGCUGGGCGGGCGUUGGCUUGAUCUGGUCAACAUGGGUCUCAGAGGGAGCCUGCCUGCCGACUUGACGAAGCUGACGGCUCUCACCAAGAUCAACCUGGCGUCCAACCUGUUGGAGGGGCGCCUGGCCGAGUGGGGCACCAUGCUCACCACCGUCAAGUCGCUCAAGCACCUCGCUCUCAACUACAACUGGUUUUCCGGCACUCUGCCAGCCUAUCUGCUCUCUCUCUCGACCCUCACAACCCUCAACGUGCACUACAACUACCUCACCGGCUACCUGGCCCCCAUAGCAGCAACCCUCAAGACCAUCAACGUCGCCUCCAACUUCCUGGCGGGCCCCUUCCCUGCGUCCUCCACCACCAUGUGUGACGCGCGCAACAACUGCCUAAGCAGCGCCGCCAACUGCGUCUCGUCGGGCUCCUCCGUGCAGCGCGCUUCCUGCACCAUCUGCAAUGGCGACGCCGCCUAUGUGCUGUGCGGUGGGGGCGUGUGCUCGCCCAACACGGACGGCCCGCUCGCCUCCAAGACGCCCAACAGCGCCACCGCUGGCGUGCUGCCCAUGCGCUGCACUGGAGUUCGAAUCGACCCCGCAGCUCGUGAGUUCCGCGCCUCCUCCAUGUGCCUGCUCCAUGUGCCUGCUCCAUGUGCCUGCUCCAUGUGCCUGCUCCAUGUGACUGCUCCAUGUGACUGCUCCAUGUGCCUGCUCCAUGUGACUGCUCCAUGUGCCUGCUCCAUGUGCCUGCUUCAUGUGCCUGCUCCAUGUGCCUGCUCCAUGUGCCUGCUCCAUGUGACUGCUCCAUGUGACUGCUCCAUGUGCCUGCUCCAUGUGUCUGCUCCAUGUGUCUGCUCCUCUGCUGCUCGCAUCCUCACUCCUCGCCCCACUUGCCAUGCCCUCGGCGGUCUUUGGUGCUCCACCCUCCCCUCUUUCCGGUUAUAUCACCGCUGUGUGUCCCCCCUGCUUGCACCCCUGCUUGCCCCUCUGCUUUUCCCCCUACUUGCCGCCCUCCCUGUAGUGCCAAUCCUGGCGACCCUCAAGACGGCGCUGGGAGUGCCGCACCCGGGGUGGGGCGAGCAGACGAUGUGUACGGUGUCGGGCAUCCCCAAGGGCCCGGAGGACAUGCCGGCGGUGUACUGCAACUGGCAGGGCAAGGUCAUCGACCUCUUCCUCAAGUGGCGCCUCAUGCGCGGCGUCAUGCCCCCCGACAUCUCCAAGUUCACCGGCCUCACCGCCCUCGACCUGUCGGGCAACUUCCUGUCGGGGCGCUUGGACCCCUUUAUCACACCGCUCACCGGCCUCACCGGCAUGAAGAUCCUCAUCAUGAACUACAACUUCUUCUCGGGCUCCAUCCCCGCCUCCAUCUCCGCCAUCAAGAACCUCAUGCUGCUGAGCCUGGGGUGGAACUACUUGACGGGCACGGUGCCGGACAUGCCACCGAAGCUGAGGACGCUGGACCUGGAGUACAACUGGCUCACCUACACCUUCCCCACGGCCGCCACCACCACGGCCACGUGGGACUUCUGCACCGUGCGCCAGAACUGCUUCAUCGACCCCACGCCGUGCGGCAACGGCAACAUCAUCCAGCGCUACUCCUGCGCCGUCUGCGGCACCACCAAUGCCAACGGCACGCUGUGUGGCGGCACCACCACGUGCCAGCCCGACCCCGCGGCCGUGAGGGCCGCCACCAAUCGCCAGACCAGCGGAAGUCCCCAACUCGCCAUCACCUGCCCUCCCCCACAGCCCGUCGCCACCAACGCCACCGCAGUGGGCGCGCUGAUGAACAUCAAGAUGGCGCUGGGGCUGACCUACACGGACUGGGCCACCACCUCCACCUGCACGGCUGCCGGCACGGCCCUCGGCGGCUUCACCGGCGUCGAGUGCAACAGUGCGGGCCAGCCCGUCAAGAUCUCGCUCAAGUCGAACCUCUUCAGGGCGCGUCUGGACGAGUUUGCCAGCAAGAUUCCAUCGCUGCCCAACCUUGCAGUGCUCCUGCUGGACUUCAACUGGUUCUACGGCAGUCUGCCUCCUGGCCUCGUCGCCAUGCCCAAGCUCACGCGCCUCGGCAUGUCCUACAACUACCUCACAUACCGCGUGCCACCACUAGCGGCGGGGCUCAAGGACAUCGACGUGGGCUUUAACUUCCUCUCGGGCUCCUUCCCGACCAACUCCGCCACAUCAUGCGGCGCCAACAACAACUGCUUCCUUGCUGUCACCGGGUGCACCACCAAGGGCACGGUGCAGCGCACGACGGGGUGCAGCUUCUGCCUCUCCGACACGGCGCAGGGCAUGCUGUGCUACGGCCGUGGCAUCUGCACCGUCAACGCCUCUGCGCCCUUCGCGGCUGGCACGCCCAACGCUGUUGGGGCCACCACGCUGCCGAUGGCUUGCGUUGAUGUUCUGUGCGCCACUGCCUCGCCUGUCAUGUGUCCCACCGACUGGCGCUGCAGCGGACUGCAAUGCGUUGGGAACAACUUUGCCAACUGCUUUGGCUUCCUUUGCACUGGCUAG